Molecule: messenger RNA, 4431 nt
Organism: Neofelis nebulosa (Clouded leopard)
Lineage: Eukaryota; Metazoa; Chordata; Mammalia; Carnivora; Felidae
Gene: KCNF1
Product: potassium voltage-gated channel modifier subfamily F member 1
Exons: 1
Coding region: 246-1730 (494 amino acids)
Biological process (GO): potassium ion transmembrane transport; protein homooligomerization
Cellular component (GO): voltage-gated potassium channel complex; membrane
Molecular function (GO): voltage-gated potassium channel activity
Source: RefSeq, a predicted model, not a curated record
UCCACCCGCGCCGGCCGCGCGCCCCGGCGCCCCGAUGCCCGCCCGGAGCCCCGCCGCCGCCGGGUGCAUGCCUCCCCCGCGGCGCGCCGCUGCCGCCUGCUGCCCGCUGUGACCGCCCUUCCAGGCAGCCGGGCGCCGGGCGCCGGGCGGGCUUCCCCGAGGGCGGCGCGCGGGUGGCACCUGCGGGACCGGCGGCGGCGGCGGCGGGGCGCGGAGCCGAGGCGGAGCGGGCGCUCGCCGGGAGGAUGGACGCGGCCGCGGAGCGCAGCCUCCCGGAGCCGGGCAGCCAGGGCUCCCGGGCCGGCGACGACAUCGAGAUCGUGGUCAACGUGGGGGGCGUGCGGCAGGUGCUGUACGGAGACCUCCUCAGCCAGUACCCCGAGACGCGGCUGGCCGAGCUCAUCGGCUGCCUGGCGGGGGGCUACGACAGCAUCUUCUCCCUGUGCGACGACUACGACCCCGGGAAGCGCGAGUUCUACUUCGACAGGGACCCGGACGCCUUCAAGUGUGUCAUCGAGGUGUACUAUUUCGGGGAGGUGCACAUGAAGAAGGGCAUCUGCCCCAUCUGCUUCAAGAACGAGAUGGACUUCUGGAAGGUGGACCUCAAGUUCCUGGACGACUGCUGCAAGAGCCACCUGAGCGAGAAGCGCGAGGAGCUGGAGGAGAUCGCGCGCCGCGUGCAGCUCAUCCUGGACGACCUGGGCGUCGACUCGGCCGAGGGCCGCUGGGGGCGCUGCCAGAAGUGCGUCUGGAAGUUCCUGGAGAAGCCCGAGUCGUCGUGCCCGGCGCGGGUGGUGGCCGUGCUGUCCUUCCUGCUCAUCCUCGUCUCGUCGGUGGUCAUGUGCGUGGGCACCAUCCCCGAGCUGCAGGUCCUGGACGCCGACGGCAACCGCGUGGAGCACCCGACGCUGGAGAACGUGGAGACGGCGUGCAUCGGCUGGUUCACGCUGGAGUACCUGCUGCGCCUCUUCUCGUCGCCCAACAAGCUGCACUUCGCGCUGUCCUUCAUGAACAUCGUGGACGUGCUGGCCAUCCUGCCCUUCUACGUGAGCCUCACGCUCACGCACCUGGGCGCCCGCAUGAUGGAGCUGACCAACGUGCAGCAGGCCGUGCAGGCGCUGCGUAUCAUGCGCAUCGCCCGCAUCUUCAAGCUGGCCCGCCACUCCUCCGGCCUGCAGACGCUCACCUACGCCCUCAAGCGCAGCUUCAAGGAGCUAGGGCUGCUGCUCAUGUACCUGGCCGUGGGCAUCUUUGUCUUCUCGGCCCUGGGCUACACCAUGGAGCAGAGCCACCCCGAGACCCUGUUUAAGAGCAUCCCCCAGUCCUUCUGGUGGGCCAUCAUCACCAUGACCACCGUUGGCUACGGGGACAUCUACCCCAAGACCACCCUGGGCAAGCUCAACGCGGCCAUCAGCUUCUUGUGCGGGGUCAUCGCCAUCGCCCUGCCCAUCCAUCCCAUCAUCAACAACUUCGUCAGGUACUACAACAAGCAGCGGGUCCUGGAGACAGCGGCCAAGCACGAGCUCGAGCUGAUGGAACUCAACUCCGGCGGCGCGGCUGAGGGCAAAGCGGGGUGCUCCCGCAGCGACCUGGACAGCCUCCUGCCGGAGCCCGCGGGGGAGGAGGGGCCGAGCUGGAGCAGCCGGCUGAAGAUCUCCCACAGCGACACCUUCAUUCCUCUCCUGACCGAGGAGAAGCACCACAGGACCCGGCUCCAGAGCUGCAAGUGACGAGGGUCUUCCGGGCACAGACGGACUUGGGCCAGCGGACGGAGGGGCAGGUGUGGCGGGCCUAUCAGUGACUUCCCGGGAGGGGCUGUCCUUUGUCCCCUCCACGGUCUCCUGAACAGAACUCUGGAGGCCCUCUCGGGCACCCCUGGUGAGGCUGGGCAAGACCCCUUUCUGUUGUCGCCUGUCAGGAGCCGGGGGUGGGGGUGGGGGGGUGGGGGAGAGCCGAGGUGUCUAGGAGUCACGGGCAGUGUGGGGGUGACGGAGGGCACGGUCUGGCCGACGGCAGGAGCCCUCGCCCGGUUCUGUAUCUCCUUCAAUAAAGCCUCCUGCUCUGCGCACCCACCUGUGUCAUAGGUUCUGUCACAGGCUGGAGGUCCCUCCACCCCUCAGACAUGCCUGAGGCACACUCUGGUGCCAGGCCAGGAAGUAGGUGUGCAGCCCCCGGGGGGCGGGGGUGGGGGAGGGGCUAUUUUUAGUUGAGAGCUAAUUAAAGAAGGGUUCAUAGGCAGGGUUCAGCACCCAGAAGCCUUGCCACAUUCCAGGAGGCUCUGUGCGGGCGACUCCUCCCUUCUGUUUCCUUCUGAGGAAAAGCUCACUCCCUGGAGGGGGAGAGGUCGCAGAGCUCGCAACGCCCAGUGGCGCGGUCACCAUUUAUUCACCACCUGCGGGAAGCCCUAUUCGUGACUUUUUCCAUUCCUUCCAGCAACCCUGCUGGAUAGGUAUGCCCAUUUUACAGAUGAAGAAAACUGAGGCCCAGGACCACACAGAGCAGGGAUUCAGCCCCAGGGGUGAAGAUCCCAAUGGCCAGGCAUUCUCUUUGCUGUAAGCUGGCUUUGGGGCAGAGGCAUGUGCCUGAGCCUAGAAGGGGGGGAGGGUCUGUGGACCAGAAGUGCUGAGGGUGGCUGUUCCUGUCCUCCAGCUCCUCCUGCCUUCUAGAACCAGUACCUCGGAGGCAUCAGCUGAAUGGACAAGCCUGAGCAUGCACAGGUGGCCCACUUCCAGCCUGGUCUGAGGGCCCCAGAGGAACAGAGACAGACAGACGUGGGCUUGAAGCCCAGAGAAUGAGGAGGAUCGCUCUGAGAUGCCUUCAAGCUCCGACACUUUUUUCUAGCGUCCCUCCCUCGCCACUUUCUUUGUAGCUGUGUGGUCUCAGGCCUGUUGAUGAACCUCUCUGAUCCUCAUUGCGAUCGUUCCUUAAAGGGAGAUAUCAGAAUGAACUCGGAGAACCAUGGUGCUUAGCACAGUGCCUGGCGCAUAGUAGGUACGCAGCAAAGGACAGUCAUUUCUGUCACUGUGUGCUAAGACUGAGGUGAGCCACACAGCUGUCCACUCUGGCCUCCAGGGUCUGGGCUGGGCAUGCAGGGCGGCAAGGGGUGGGGCCAGGGCACGGCCACACUGUUUACAUAGUCAAAGGCAGUCCCCUUGGCACGGAGUUGGCCCCGGCAGGCCCCUCUCUCUGGCUGUCUCUCUUCCAGGAACCCCAGGGCUCUGUUCUCCCUUCCCCGGCUGAGGCAGCUGAUGCCCAGGGAGGAGCCAUGGUGGGGGAGGAGGGUAGGUGGUCCCCCCCCCACCCCCACCCGGUCUUUCCCCUUCUCCGGGCCCUGGUUUUCCCACAUACAUACGGAGGGAUGAUUUCUCGGGGCUCCUUCCAGGAUUUUGAAGCCUAGGGUGUGAACGUGUUGUGUUGGGGAUUCCAGGGGGGGGGAGGCUGCCACGUGGGUAGGGGGACUUGGAGAGGAGGCCUUGAGAAAGAGGGGCGCAAGGCCCUGAGUCAGUGUUGUGUGCACCUCCCCCAAGUUUCACCAGGGAAAUACUGGGUCAGGUGACCCAAGGAGGGCAGAGGACCGGUGGGGCUGGGGUUGGGGGACUCAGCGGGAAGGGGAGAAGUGGGGAGAAGGGGGCUUGUUGCGUGGGGUCCUGGUCUGUGUGGACCUAGCCUGGGGGGGGGCUCUGAUGCCUGAGUGGGGGAACAAGUUUCCCGAUGGGGGGAGGCCAGGAGGACCCCGGAUCGGGAGGGUCUUUCCCGUUGAUUCACCUGGGGGUCAGGGGAGGGUAUCUUUACGGCUACAAAAGGAUCCCGGAGCCCAGCUCAUCUACUAGGGGGAGGACACCGUGUCUGGAGACGGUGAUUUGUCUGAGACCCUUCAUGAAUUAGGCUUAGGUGGUAUUCUGGUGUCAGAGGAGCUCAGAGAGCGACAGGCUUGUUGUGGAGGAGUGGCCAGGGAGCUGUGGGGACCCCCACCCCCCACCGCCCCACCACAGGGAAACUUUCCAGGGCACAGUAGAACCACCUGGGUCCAGGCUGCGCCCACACCCAUUACAUUAGAAUCCUCGGGGGACAGCCUGGCAUCAGAAUCUUUUAAAAACUUGAACGUGCACACGAGUCAGCUGGAGAGCCUGCCAGAAUGCAGGCUUUGAAUCCAUAGAUCUGCCUGGGCCCCUGAAAUUCGCCUUCUCCUCAAACUCCCAGAGACGGCCGCCACCUUCCAGGAACCCCGGGGCUGAUCCUUCAGCCACACUUUCAGUUGUCAAGAGGCCAGAACAGCGGCUGGCAAACUAUGGCCCGCCCCCCGCACAUGUACAGUCCCUGGGGUAAGGACGUUUCCCACAUUAGUAAAUGCUUAAAAAAUAGUCAAAGAAAGAAUAACAUUUUGUGACCCAUGAAAAGUGUCUGAAAUUCAAAUAAAGUCUUCGUGGGACA